UUCAAUAAAAGACAUAUAGCCAGAGAGAAAUAAACUAAGUCACUUCUAAAAUGGCAGUUAGGGUUUAUUACAAGCCACUCCUCCUGGCACUUCUUCUCAUCAUCUUAAUUUAUUCUCCUGCUCAAGCACGAAACACAGGAGAAAUCGUGAGGAAUAGAAAGCUAUUGGCUGUGGAGAAGGAGCAGGAGACUCAGAACUCAAGGCAAGACGGAGGAAGUGAUGGUUAUGGAUUGGUGGAUAUGGAUUAUAAUAGUGCGAACAAGAAAAGACCGAUACACAACCGCUAAUUAAUAAACACGUGAUGAAUUUAUCAAUUUCUUGUGAGAUAUCCCAAGAUUCUAUGAUAUCCCGAGAUUGAUAUAAUAUAUUCAACAGAAAUUACUAUCAAGUAUUGGGAACUAAAAUAUUUUAUGAAUAAAAAUUAUAAAAUAUUAAUAAUCGAGUUUGUAUACAUGUAGUUUAGUAUAAUCGAGUUUAUAUAAACAUAAAAAUACAAACAAUUCUAUAUAAUAAUCAUAGUUUGUGUGUGUUAUAUCAUGGGUUUCGGUUUGUGAAUGAAUGUCAAUGAAUAUACUUCUUUUAUAUUGAACUAA
Molecule: messenger RNA, 593 nt
Organism: Brassica oleracea var. oleracea
Lineage: Eukaryota; Viridiplantae; Streptophyta; Magnoliopsida; Brassicales; Brassicaceae
Product: root meristem growth factor 9-like
Exons: 2
Coding region: 51-287 (78 amino acids)
Source: RefSeq, a predicted model, not a curated record